Molecule: messenger RNA, 494 nt
Organism: Solanum tuberosum (potato)
Lineage: Eukaryota; Viridiplantae; Streptophyta; Magnoliopsida; Solanales; Solanaceae
Product: defensin J1-2
Exons: 2
Coding region: 64-288 (74 amino acids)
Biological process (GO): defense response
Source: RefSeq, a predicted model, not a curated record
GCCUCUUCACUCUUCUCCCUUCACCACAACAAAGAAAGAAAAAUAAAAUAAAAGAGAUCCAAUAUGGCUGGCUUUUCAAAAUUAGUUGCAACUAUUCUCCUUAUGUUGAUGCUGGUUUUUUCUACUGGGAUGAUAGCAGAGGCGAGGACAUGCGAGUCGCAGAGCCGUCGAUUCAAGGGGUUAUGCUUCAGUAAGAGCAACUGUGGUUCUGUUUGCCAUACGGAGGGGUUUAGCGGCGGCCAUUGCCGUGGAUUCCGUCGCCGUUGCUUCUGCACCAGACACUGUUAAUUAAUUAAUUAAUUAAGCUUUCCUAUCGGAGGGAGUUGUUAUUAAUUAUGCAUGUUUUUCUAUCUAAUAUGAAUUAAUGUCAUGAAAUAAAAAAAAAAUUAUCGACCAUUUGAACUUCAAGAAAUAGAAUUGUUCUUUUUUCUUGGAGAGUUAAUGGUUGCUAUGGUUAAUGUUAUGUGUGGUAAUAUAUAUCGUAUUGUAUUGUA